CCAGUUCUUGCUAUCGCAACCUACGUCGUUGUAGCCCAAAAGCGACAACUUUUUGCGGCAACUCGAAAAAUUCUUGCAAACGGCACUUUCGAAAGGAACGGUAGAAGCAAGUAGUAUUGUAGGCAUGGAUUGAGAUCGAGGAAGACAAAAACUUCAGAUCGGAUCGAACAAGUUGAGAAAGAAGUGAAGAUGGGAAAGGAAAGUAGCAGCAGCAACAGCAGCAACCCGGUUCAGGUGUUCCAGUGGCUGAACCGGAUGGUCUCAGAACCUUAUUAUCUCUUCCAUUUCUUAACUUUCUUCUCCUAUUUAAUCGUUCGCAGCUCCGCAACCCAAGUCCUAGCGCCUCAUGUCACCCACCAUCUCCUUCGUCGCGAAAUACAAACGCUGCUGGUUUUCGCGUUGUUGGCUCUCGUCAAGGGAGUAAAAGAAGAGACAUGGGAAGCCUUUAUAGCUGAUGCACUUUUCCUUGCCAAGGUGAUCGUCAUUGAUGUGUUUGCAAAACUCUUACAGCUUCCUUCUUUCAUUCCUACAUCAUUUCCCCCUUCCCCCUUUUUUCAUUAUUAUUCUCAAACCUUCUAUCUUACUUUAAUAUUUCCAGAUUUGUCCUUUUCUCCUAGCCAUUACAAUGGAUCGACUCUUAGCCAUUUGUCUUAUCCAUUCUGCUGGCAGGUGGAAUUUCGUGCUUCAUAUUCUCCAGCUUGCAUUCGCUCAAGUCAGCAGUUUCCUGAGCUCUCAAUUACAUACUCAAGCAAAAAAUUAGCAUUUGGAAUAGUUGAUGUUGGUCUCUUUCCCAAUGCUGCUGAAAAAUUCGGAAUAUCUCUAAGUGGAAGCAUGGGCCAGCUUCCAACAUUUAUCUUAUUUGAGAAUGCAGCUGAAGUUGCCCGCUUUCCAGAGUUGGAUUUUGAAGCUACAUAUUUUCACCCUACGAUUACAAAGGGACUUCUUUCUCGACAUUUUGAGCUUGAUCGGUACCUUCUCGAAUAUAUUAAUGGUAAAUAGGUAAUUGCCUCGUAGUUAUAAACAUCUAAUACUCCUUUUUCUGGAUUGAGGUUUGUUUAGGAUGUAAUGGAGCAAGAUGUACGAAAUUUAAUCUCUCUUCACUAAUAUAUGCUAUAAUUACAGGUGGUGU
Cajanus cajan (pigeon pea) is the source of this 1129-nucleotide messenger RNA. The record is from RefSeq and is a predicted model, not a curated record. Lineage: Eukaryota; Viridiplantae; Streptophyta; Magnoliopsida; Fabales; Fabaceae.